AUGUACCGGCUCCUGCGGGCCGUGACCACCGGGACCCCGACCCCGCGAGCGGGCGCCCGCGCCUGGAGCCACGAGAGCUCGCGCGGGGCGCCCCGGAGCGCCCGGCCGCUGCCGCUCGGUCUGGGCUGGGGCUUGGCGGGGGGCUUGGGGCUCGGCCUGGGGCUGGCGCUCGGGGCCAAGCUGGCGGGCGGCUUGAGGGGCGCCGUCCCCGCGCCGCCUCCCUACCCCGAGGCGUCUCCGCAGGCCGAGCCGCCGCCGUCCCCGCCGCCGGAGCCGGCCCUCGCGCCGGGCUCUGCGCCCAGCCCGCUGCCGCCCCACGGCCGGCGAAGCUUCGCCAGGGCCAUCGACAGCAGCCGCGACCUGCUGCACAGGAUCAAGGAUGAGGUGGGCGCCCCAGGAAUCGUGGUAGGCGUCUCUGUCGAUGGAAAGGAAGUCUGGUCAGAAGGUUUAGGUUAUGCGGAUGUUGAAAAUCGUGUGCCUUGCAAGCCAGAGACAGUUAUGAGAAUUGCCAGUAUCAGCAAAAGCCUCACCAUGGUUGCUCUUGCCAAAUUGUGGGAAGCAGGGAAACUGGAUCUUGAUUUGCCAGUACAACAUUAUGUUCCUGAAUUCCCAGAAAAAGAAUACGAAGGUGAAAAGGUAUCUGUCACAACAAGAUUAUUGAUUUCUCAUUUAAGUGGAAUUCGUCAUUAUGAAAAGGACAUGAAAAAGGUGAAAGAAGAGAAAGCUUUUAAAGCCUUGAACAUGAUGAAAGAGACCAUGGAACUGGACCAAGACAGAGAGCUAAAAGAAAAAGGAAGUAAAAGUAGUGAAAAGAGUGACAUUACUAAAGCUAAGACAGAGCAUGAUAAUGAGGCUAAGGGCCGGAAUCCAAAACCUCCCAAGAAAAAAAAUGAUUUUGAACAAGGUGAAUUAUAUUUAAAAGAGAAAUUUGAAAAUUCAAUUGAAUCUCUAAGACUAUUUAAAAAUGACCCUCUGUUUUUUAAACCUGGUAGUCAGUUUUUGUAUUCAACUUUUGGCUAUACCCUACUGGCAGCCAUAGUAGAAAGAGCUUCAGGAUAUAAGUAUCUCGACUAUAUGCAGAAAAUAUUUCAUGACUUGGAUAUGCUGACAACUGUGCAGGAAGAAAAUGAGCCAGUGAUUUACAAUAGAGCAAGAUUCUAUGUUUACAAUAAAAAGAGACGCCUUGUCAAUACACCGUAUGUGGACAACUCCUAUAAAUGGGCUGGUGGUGGAUUUCUGUCUACAGUGGGAGAUCUUCUGAAAUUUGGGAAUGCAAUGCUAUAUGGAUACCAAGUUGGGCUGUUUAAGGACUCAAAUGAAAAUCUUCUACCAGGCUAUCUCAAGCCAGAAACAAUGGUUAUGAUUUGGACACCAGUCCCCAAAACAGAGAUGUCUUGGGAUAAAGAGGGGCAAUAUGCCAUGGCCUGGGGAGUUGUGGAAAAGAAGCAAACCUAUGGGUCUUGCAGGAAGCAACGGCAUUAUGCGUCACAUACUGGUGGUGCAGUGGGUGCUAGCAGUGUACUGCUGGUCCUUCCUGAAGAACUGGACGCAGAAGAUAAAAAUAGCAAGGUUCCCCCAAGAGGAACAGUUGUUUCUAUCAUAUGUAACAUGCAAUCUGUUGGCCUCAAUAGCACUGCUUUAAAGAUUGCUCUAGAAUUUGAUAAAGACAGAGCAGACAUACCUUAACAUUACGGGGGCAAGAUUAGCUGGGAGCGGGGGGAUCUGAAUGUUAACUAAAGUCCCAAGAUACAUGAAAUUGUUAAGAAUAGAUUUGUAAUAGAGUUUAAUUGAGUGAAGAGAAUUACAUACCUCUAAUUGCUUCAGUUUUGUAGCUGUUUUGUUGUAUGACUAGUUCUUUAUACUCAGGGAAGAAACUAUAAUGUUUUUACUCUUUGAAAAGUAUUAACUAUGAAGUAAAAAUUCUAAUAAAAAUA
Messenger RNA from Suncus etruscus (white-toothed pygmy shrew), 1934 nucleotides. RefSeq names its product lactamase beta (gene LACTB). The record is from RefSeq and is a predicted model, not a curated record. The coding region runs from base 1 to 1686 and encodes 561 amino acids. The transcript has 6 exons. Lineage: Eukaryota; Metazoa; Chordata; Mammalia; Eulipotyphla; Soricidae.